Molecule: messenger RNA, 885 nt
Organism: Anopheles coustani
Lineage: Eukaryota; Metazoa; Arthropoda; Insecta; Diptera; Culicidae
Gene: Ski6
Product: exosome complex component RRP41
Exons: 1
Coding region: 70-810 (246 amino acids)
Biological process (GO): poly(A)-dependent snoRNA 3'-end processing; rRNA catabolic process; U4 snRNA 3'-end processing
Cellular component (GO): nuclear exosome (RNase complex); cytoplasmic exosome (RNase complex); nucleolus
Source: RefSeq, a predicted model, not a curated record
UAUUUACGCUGUAUCUACGUUGCGUUAACGUUUCAAAGGUUUACAGAAAAUUGUACGUCCUGUUUCGUGAUGGAAUUACUUUCCGAUCAGGGACUUCGAUUAGACGGACGCCGAGCUAACGAACUACGCCAUAUACAGUGUAAGUUAGGUGUGUUUAGUCAACCAGAUGGCAGUGCGUACAUUGAACAAGGCAACACGAAAGUACUGGCCGCCGUCUAUGGUCCACAUCAAGCUUCGUCCAAGAAAGGCAGCCACGAAGAAGUGACCGUGAACUGCCAGUACAGUAUGGCAACAUUCUCUACCGGAGAAAGAAAGAAGAGGCCACGGGGUGAUAGGAAAUCACAAGAAAUGACCAUCCAUUUGAAGCAAGCCCUGAGCGCAUCUAUCAAGACGGAACUAUACCCACGAUCGCAGAUCGAUGUUUACAUCGAGGUGCUGCAGGCGGACGGAGGAAACUACUGUGCUUCGGUGAAUGCGGCCACACUAGCCCUAAUUGAUGCCGGCAUUUGUCUCAAGGAAUACGUCUGCGCUUGCACCGCUUCGCUAGCGAAUGGAAACGUUCCUUUAAUGGAUGUUUCACAUCUGGAGGAAACAAGUGGAGGUCCCACACUCACCGUUGCAUCCCUCCCAAGUAGCGGUAAAAUUGCAUUCAUGGAAAUGUCCCAACGGUUUCAUCUCGACCAUUUACCGAAAGUUUUAGAAACGGCACUUAGCGGUUGCCGCGAGAUACAGAAUGUUAUAGAUCGAGCUGUUCGAGAGCACGUAACGCAACUGGGUCAAGCUGGAGGAUGGGGAAGCGUCAAUAAAUAGCCGGUUUUCUUUGAAUCAGUAAAAUAAGUAUAUUUAUGUAACAGACUACUUCCGAAUACAGCUAACCGCAUAUUA